Molecule: messenger RNA, 1059 nt
Organism: Cryptomeria japonica (Japanese cedar)
Lineage: Eukaryota; Viridiplantae; Streptophyta; Pinopsida; Cupressales; Cupressaceae
Product: subtilisin-like protease SBT1.4
Exons: 2
Coding region: 1-1059 (352 amino acids)
Biological process (GO): proteolysis
Molecular function (GO): serine-type endopeptidase activity
Source: RefSeq, a predicted model, not a curated record
AUGGCGAGCGCCCCGCGUGUUGCCACUUUCGUACUCGUCUUGGCCUCUAUUUUUGCCAUUUCAUUGGGUACUCCUCAAGGUGAAGGCGCACGAAAGUCAUACAUUGUUCAUGUGGUCAAGUCCGCGAAACCCAGCCAUUUUACAUCACACCACAAGUGGUAUGCUUCCAUGCUUCGCCAGGUCUCGCAAUCAGUCCCACAUGCAACAGAGUUGUUAUAUACGUAUGAUACUGUCUUGCAUGGCUUUGCUGCGAUGCUGAGCAGCGCAGAGGCUGAAGACAUGGAGAAUCUUGAAGGAAUGAAAAAUAAUAAAAUAACAGAAACAAAUAGCUCAACGCUGAGUAUAGCAAAUAGCAGUAAACGGUGGCAGGAGAAAUUAUUCCUUCCAACAACUCUGAACGGGUGCUUAGCUAUAAUUCCGUCCUCUGGAAUCUUGUGGAAUUACUCUACUUAUGGCGAAGGUAUCAUCGUGGACGUGAUUGACACAGGCAUAUGGCCUGAAAGCAAAAGCUUCAGUGAUGCAGGCCUUGGACCCAUUCCCGCUAGGUGGAAAGGCAUUUGUGAAGUUGGGCAGAAGUUCAAUUCUUCCAACUGCAAUAAGGAAAUCAUUGGUGCUCGAAACUACUUCAAAGGCUACGAAAAGAAUUACAAUACUGGCAUUGAUCCAGUCUCGGAAUACAAAUCUCCUCGAGACAGUGGUGAGCAUGGGACACAUGUAGCUUCGAUUGUUGCGGGAGCUCCGGUGGAUGUUUCCAGUUGGUUUGGGAAUGUAAAGGUCAGAGGGAUGGCCCCUCAAGCCAGGCUUACCAUCUACAAAGCCUGCUGGAAAGACGGUUGCACCGACGCGGACAUAACUGCUGCGAUAGAUCAAGCUAUUGCUAAUGGCGUCGACAUCAUUUCAAUCUCAAUCAGUUCAAAAGAUGUGCCCUUUUACAAGAGCACAAGAGCCAUUGUAGUAUUCGGGGCCAUAAAAAAUGGUACUCUUGUUUCUGCCUCCGGAGGAAACUCAGGACCAUUUCAUCUAAUCCGAGUAACAUAUUGCCAUGGUUUACGACUGUAG